Molecule: messenger RNA, 6227 nt
Organism: Oncorhynchus tshawytscha (Chinook salmon)
Lineage: Eukaryota; Metazoa; Chordata; Actinopteri; Salmoniformes; Salmonidae
Product: G-protein coupled receptor 22
Exons: 5
Coding region: 1319-2674 (451 amino acids)
Biological process (GO): G protein-coupled receptor signaling pathway
Cellular component (GO): membrane
Molecular function (GO): peptide binding; G protein-coupled receptor activity
Source: RefSeq, a predicted model, not a curated record
GAAGGGCUAUUAGUGCUCCGAGACGGAGCGAGUGAGAGUGGGAGAAGGAGAGGAGAGCGCAGAACAGCCAGAGAGCAUAACAGUGAUCUCUCUACUCCAGCCUGGAUCCUUACACACCCUGAGGACUUAACUACACCAUCUUACCCGUCACGCACAGCCAGAAACCGCCUCAGCGGCUUCAGGUCCUUUCCUUUCGCUCUCUCGUCCUCCUUCACUCUACCUGGGAGGGAGUGUUCCACCUGGCUAUCUAUGCUGAAAGUGCUGUGAGGUAGAGGACGGAGACACACACACACGCGACUACCUCAGAGGACAAGGACGACGAUUGAGGGAGGAAAAAUAAACGGAAGGAUGAUGUCAUCCCCUGAUUUGUCCCACUCUCCUACUCUGUGACAGAAAGAGAGAGAGAGAGCGCGCACCAAAUGCCACAUAGCUGAUGGCCCAGUGUUGUAAUAUAUUCUCCUCUCUCUCUCCAAAGCAGCUAAUGACCUUCCUCCCAGCCUGGUCUGACUUUGUAUAAGGUGCCACAGCACUGAGGUGAUCCUGCCUCACCCCAGUGGAAUUACAAAGUGUGAGGAGACGGAAACGCCAUUGACCUUUACUCUCCUCUCUGGAAGGUGAUGGAGGGGUGUUUCUGAAGGGUGUCGGAGGGAAUACGUACAGAAGGAAGAGGGCAGGACAGUUGAGUAUCAGCCAGGCACUGCUCUGCCUCUGUUAAGAUCCGAGGAGGACUACAGAUCAAAUAACAAAAGGACGACAAGCAGCUGCCUAAAAGAAACCAUUCAUUUAGUAAAACCACGUGGCUGGAUGCUACGAUGCACAUCCUCUCCCUGCCCACCGCGGAUGACGAGUGCGUGUGUUCCUGCGUUUAAUGAAUCCUCGGCGCUUUCCCCAAACCGGAAUACAGUGUUUUUAUUGGAUGUACGAGAGUAUAGGGCAGUCCUCUGUGAUCCAUCACUGUUGUAUACAGCCUCUGGGUAAAGUAAAUGGAGAAAUGUUUUGAAGGUGGACUGGUCUUUCUCUUGUGGUGGAGCUGAGUUUGAAAUAGAAAAAGGAAGGAUCCAAAGAAACGCAGUUUCAGUUGGCCCCAACUGCACUCAUCUGCAUCAUAAUACUCCCAUUAUUUAGACAAAAGGCUGCACCAUCAGGAUUAAAAGUGCGCCAAGUGGAGAUUUACUGCAUUAUUAUUACUACUACUACAAAAGCAUUACUACUACAGAACUAUGGUUGGUUCUUGUGAUUUCCUGUCGGGGCCUCAGAAAGUCGGCUCCGGCUGGUUCAUGGACUCUUGAAGGGGAGACGGCACACGAGGGAGAGGAUAAUGCAUACCCCUCCUGUGCUGAUCUCAGAAGCCACCAUGAGCAACGUGACUGUCUUCGACACCUCGGAACCAUCUGACCUUGAUAUGACCCAGUCUGCCGCCCCCUACCCCGUCAGCUUCCAGGUGUCGCUGACAGGGUUCCUGCUGCUAGAGAUCGUGCUGGGCCUAAGCAGCAACCUGACAGUGCUGGUCCUUUACUGCAUGAAGCAGAACCUCAUCACCUCCGUGUCCAACAUCGUCACCAUGAAUCUGCACGUCCUAGACGUACUAGUUUGUGUGUCUUGCAUCCCUCUGACUGCCGUGGUAAUACUCCUCCCCCUAGAGGCUGAUACGGCGCUGGUCUGCUGCUUCCACGAGGCCUGUGUCUCCUUCGCUAGCGUAGCCACUGCCUCGAACGUGCUAGCCAUCACCGUCGACCGCUAUGACAUCUCAGUGCGUCCAGCCAACCGCAUGCUAACCAUGGGCCGUGCCGUGACUCUCCUGGGCUUGAUUUGGGCUAUGUCCUUCUUCAGUUUCCUGGUCCCCUUCAUGGAGGUGGGCUUCUUCAGCGAUUUUGGCUCAGAGUCCGUCAACCAGACUGCAGUCGCCUCUGUGGUCCAUACGAACGAGUACUACACAGAGCUGGGGCUGUAUUACCACCUCCUGGCUCAGAUCCCCAUCUUUUUCUUCACGGCCGUAGUCAUGCUGGUGACCUACUACAAGAUACUCCAGGCCCUGAACAUCCGCAUCGGGACCCGCUUCCAACACAACCAACCCAAGAAGAAGCAGCGCAAGAAGAAGACCAUCUCCUUGACCACCGCAACGCAGGUGGAAUCUACAGAUGCGUCCCAGGGCAGCGGGGCAGUCAGAGGGGGCGGAAACCCACCUGCUGUCCUGUCCAUGCGGACCUCCGUCUCCGUCCUCAUGGCUCUGCGCAGGGCCGUUAAACGCCACCGGGAACGGCGGGAGAGGCAGAAACGCGUCUUCAGGAUGUCCCUACUCAUCAUCUCCACCUUCCUGCUCUGCUGGACGCCCAUCACAGUCCUCAACACGGUCAUCCUCAGCGCAGGGCCCUCAGACUUCACGGUCAAGUUGCGGUUGGGUUUCCUGGUCAUGGCCUACGGGACGACCAUCUUUCACCCACUGCUCUACGCCUUCACCAGGCAGAAGUUCCAGAAGGUGUUGAAGAGCAAGAUGAAGAAGAGGGUGGUGUCCGUGGUGGAGGCUGAGCCCAUGCCCAACAACGUGGUCAUUCACAACUCCUGGAUCGACCCCAAGAGGAACAACAAGAAAGUCACCUUCGAGGAGACUGAGGUCAGGCAGAAGUGUCUAUCUUCCCAGGACCUGGAACAAAACAACAUCGUCUGUCAUCCAUGAUAAGGCGGCAGGGUAGUCUAGUGGUUAGAGCGUUGGACUAGUAACCGGAAGUUGCAAGUUCAAAUCCCCGAGCUGACGGGGUACAAAUCUGUCGUUCUGCCCCUGAACAGGCUGUUAACCCACUGUUCCUAGGCCGUCAUUGAAAAUAAGAAUCUGUUCUUAACUGACUUGCCUAGUUAAAUAAAGGUUAAAAAAAAACUUUAAAAAAAGGAGAUUGUGAAGAUCGGCUUGGAGGCACUAGUUAGGCCGAAAGACAUACCUCUCAACAGAGGUGGCAGAGUGGGAUAAUGGGAUGUCCAUCUUCAGAGAAAGUGGAAUAAAGACAAUUUCUGAGAAGUCAUUGAAUAUCUGCAUGGCUAGAGGGAGUUGGUAGACAUGCAUCUGAGCCAAGGUCAAGAUAGAACAGCUUCUGUUCAGAAGAUGUAGAAUAAGACAAUGUGGAUUAUGAGGACGUGAAAUAAGAAUAAAAUGGAAUAAGCAAUGGACACUCAUACAAGGUGACAAAACAUUAUCAGGAACUCAUUUAAAAAGGGGAAACCACUUAUCCAAAGCAGUAAUGAAGUGUUUUACCUGUAUAGUUACCCUAAAGGGGAUCAUGUGUUACUAUUUAUUGUAAGAGGUUGAUGUGGCGUCAAGGACAAUUUAAACUAAGUACCGUACUGCAUGGUGUUGUUAUAAAACGUAACAUAAUUAUUGUGUAUAGUCAUAUACAGUGUAAAGAAUAAAUAUAUGUUUACAACACAUAAAGGAAAGAUUCACCCAUUUUGAAUAUUAUAUGAAAUUUGUGCAUCUCUGAGCUAUGAGCAAAAUGCAUCAUACCAGCUGUGUUUCUGCCUGCUUGAAUGGCUAAUAGCUCAGAUAAACAGGAAAACAUGAAAUGACCCCUGGAAUCGAUAGAACCCAGCUCAGAGAUAGACAAAUAUGAUAGAACAUUUCAAAAUGGGUGACUCUUUCCGUUAAGCCCUAAGUAUUUGUCAUUUUAUAAUAAAUAACGUGAAAAAAGUUUAGAGGGGAUUCUACUGGGUAUUCUGGUUAAAGGGUCUUCUGUCACAUAUACUCCACUUUAUAACGCUUUCGUAAACUUGUCCACUUAGGACAUCUAGCCAGUGUAAAGCCACAAAUACUUACAUGUGAAAUUCCACUUCACAUUUCCUGUCCUCUGAGAGUGUCUUUCCAUGUGCCUGUUAUAUGUGUGAUUUAGUGUAAGAUGGAGGGAUAGAAAGAGGCCAGCAGCACUUUGCAACCUCAGCGAGAGUCUGCAAUCUGAAAACUAAUCACAGCAUUACUAAGACGUGACCUUGUGAUUUCAACACAUAAUCAGCGCCUGUAGCCUAACCAUCCUGAGGUGACUCCAGCUGCUCUACCGGCCAUAACACAGCUGUUAUGUUGCUUCUCUUAUUAUCUAGCCAUCUAGCCACAGGUCGGAGUGAAGAGAAUAACAUGGCUGCCAAAACUGGAGCCUGCUUCUUUUCAUAAUCACACUGAGGCCAACUGGCAAAUCAAUCUGUAUUUUCUGGUUGGAGUUGGAGGACACUGAGUGAGUGAGUGAGUGAGUGAGUGAGUGAGUGAGUGAGUGAGUGAGUGAGUGAGGACUCAGACCUACUGUGGGCCAUAGCGCUUAGCAAGGAUGGGGCAAGUGGGGGGGGGUGGGGGGUGAUUGUGAAGGGGUCUGGUCACGGGCUAUGAGGUACUGAUACAAAACACUCGCCACAACACUUGCCUUUGCCGAGCUCCCCUCUCUCCCACGCUUGAUGCCUUGUGAUUACCAAGGCUAGGACUGCUAGCUAGAUGAUAACGGGUGGCUGUGGCAGGCGACGCAUCACAAUCACUCUCCCUUUCCGCCACCAUCAUGACACGGCAAGGUCAUGGUGGUUUUCCCUCUUCUGCGUCGGAGAGAUGCUGUCACCGUCUCACACACACACAAUACCUAUGCACUAUACCUAGCAAUCUAUUCCGCUGAAAGAGGGCAUAUAGAAGCUAGGAAGGGGAGGGGAUGUGAGAAAGUUAAACACUUGGCUUUAUUAUCCCAUUGAAUUACUCAUAUUGCCUCAUAUACUGUAAUGCAUUCACGGCUAAACACAUUCUGCCAUUCAAUGUCCUUGCAAUGUUUGUAUUGGGCAAGUGUGUGUAAAAAUGAACAUCCCUCUCGGCCAAUGAGAUAACAGGAUACAUUUCCUUUGAGAAAUUAUUUUUUGAUGAGGGGAUGUUGACAACUUGUGGGGUGUGGUCAUAUGCCACAUCAGUCGAGGCACCAUGUGAGGUCAGGAAGAGACCGGGGUGCAAAAAUAAACUGUGUGGAACAGUUUGGCGGAGCGUCAUACAGCCACUCUGUAGAGAUCAUAGAGUGGCUGUAUGCUUUGGGUAUGGAAUGCAGCCAGGCUUUCCGUUUUAGAACCCUCAUCGAACGGCCCCCUGAGUCUCCUAAAAAUCACUCCGUCUCCAUGUGCAUUUUAAGAGACAAUAAUAAGCUGGGGUACUUGGUUGGCUGUUUGCCAGCAAGCAGCACUAAAGGCAGGUUGGCGAAGUUGAUUGAAGAGCCAUCUAACUGUUCAUUACAGGUUGGCUCGCUCCUCAGGCGCCAUUACUAAAUGAAGGCAAGAACCACUUGUCUAUAUGAAGUAGAUGAGUAACGCAUAGACAAACCAACACUGUACCACAAUCUUCACAACUUGACUGAUUUUCUAUGCCUACAUAGAGGAUGUGCACACUGCACAGGUUCACAAAGGUUAGAUUCCAGGCUACAUUUUAUUGGUCGGAAACAUCAAGCCUAUUCUUUAUAUAGGCCUCGCCUAUCGGUCUCUACAUGAGUAGAGUGCCGAGGAGGAUACAUUGAACCACUAUCCUCUCUGAAGUAGCAGUAAUCUCGCCUGUAUAAGCGAUCAGUCUCACAGAACUCUGAGUCAUCAGACCGGAGAGGAGCAGAAUUCUAUUCUAGAAUGAGAUGAAGAAAGAUGAGCCGAGACAGAGAUGUCAAAACCUCCAACAUUCUUCAGGAAAUAUAGACCUAUCAGCAUUGCCAGCUGCGGAGCCGAAUGGAUUGGAACAAUUUGUUUAACUUCUCAUGAAUACUUCCGAGGGUGUUUGGUGACAGCAUCUUAAUCCUUUCCGUCAUCUCGGGUGCUACCUGGAAAACUAGUCGGAGUAGGCCUAUCUGACUGAAAUAUCCACCUCUGGUACUUGGACCACAACAUUUCCCACCUUCUUAGCUCACUUACUGCACACCAGGCCACCGCUCUCUCUUUCCAUCUCUCACUCUCUCUAUACAGCAUCUCUCUCUCUCUCUCCUCUGUUCCCUCUCCCUCUCACCCAACACUCAGCCCAGGGUCACACAUGGCUGAUAAGAGGAGGGCUUUUGAUUCCUGAGGCCAUGCGUGUUCUAGUGUUCUGGAGUGUUCUGUGUGCAAGGGUUGUUAUGUAAAAGGUUGUUGUGCAUUUGUCGUGUAUGACCAAAAAGGGUCUAGCUCAUUUGAGGAGAGUUGUGGUGUGGUGCUGGGCCUCUCAAUGGCUUAGCCAACUGCCACUCACACUUUGCAAAUAAAUUGAACACAAUGAA